GCAGCAGGGCGGCCGCUGCCUCCAUCCCUCCAUCCCUCCUUCCUUCCUUCCCUCCCUGCCGCCGCCAGCAGCGGAGCGGCGCCCGCACCCGCACGCCCCGCCGCCAUGCCCCGAGCCGCCCCGCUCCUGCUGCUGCUGCUGCUCGCCCUGGCCGAGCGCCGCUCCUGCCUUCCCGCGCCGGCCAGCGCCGCGCCCCCCGGCCGGGACCCCUGCCUCAGCCAGCCCUGCCGCAACAACGGCACCUGCUCGCCGCUGCCGGCGCCCCGCCGCCUCCAGCUGAUCCUGCCCCAGCCCCCGGUCGGCUACAGCUGCACCUGCCCCCCGGGGGUCACCGGCGACUCCUGCCAGUUUGUUUCAGAUCCUUGUGCCAGCAACCCCUGUCUCCAUGGUAACUGCAGCACCAGCGGGGAUGGGUACCUGUGUGUGUGCAGCGCGGGCUUUGAGGGAGCGCGCUGCGAGCGCUCUGCCCGCGGCCCUGCGGCCUCCGCGGGCACAGAGGGCACAGAGGCCAGCCCGGCCCGGCACGGCAGCCCGGCCUCGUCCACCCUGCAGCCUGACAUUGCCCUGCCCCGCUCCAGAGCCACCGUCACCUUACCCACGUGGCAGCCAAGGGCUGGACAGAGAGUUGUGGAUCUCAAAUGGGAUGAAAUCGAGAUAACCCCAGAUGUGGCUUGUGGAAAUGCCAGUUCCAAUACUUCUGCUGGAGGCCGGCUUAUCUCCUUUGAAGUUCCACAGAAUACAUCAAUAAAAAUAAGGCAAGAUGCUACUGCUUCUCUCAUUCUGCUGUGGAAGGUCACAAGCACUGGAUUUAAACAGUGUUCACUUAUUGAUGGCAGAAGUGUCACUCUUCUCCAGGCACUGGGUGGACUUGUCCUUUCUGAAGAAAUGCUUGCAUUAGGCAACAACUACUUUAUUGGUUUUUUGAAUGAUUCAGUUACCAAGUGCAUUGUGGCUCUGCGCCUGACUGUGGUGGUGAAAGUGAGUACCUGCAUGCCUGCGGGGAGCCAUCCAGACAACAUCCCAUGCUCAGGGAAAGGGAAAUGCAUCACCAGGCCAGAUGAGGCAACAUUUUUUUGUGAGUGUGAAGAUGCAUAUAAGGGUUCCCUGUGUGAAGAAUUUGAUGCCUGUCAGAGCCAACCUUGCCAGAACAAUGCAACCUGCACUGAUGUAGCACAGAAACACGACAGGAACAAUUUCACCUGCAGCUGCCUGCCUGGUUACACUGGAGAGCUGUGCCAGUCAGAGAUUGAUCAUUGCAGCCAGCAGCCGUGCCAGAAUGGGGGGACCUGCUCAUCCCACCUCAAUGGAUUCAGCUGUCAGUGCCCUGAAGGGUUUUUAGGAACCACUUGUGAGGACAAAAUUGACCCCUGUGCAUCAUCUCCCUGCCACAACAACGGAACCUGCUAUGCAGACAGACUUGCCUUCUCCUGCAGCUGUAGUCCUGGGUUUACAGGACCCACGUGCGCUCAGCUGAUCGAUUUCUGUGCUCUGAACCCGUGUGCACACGGCACUUGCCGCAGCGUUGGAACCAGCUACAGAUGCCUCUGUAUCCCUGGUUACCAUGGCCUUUACUGUGAGGAGGAAUACAAUGAAUGCCUCUCUGCACCCUGCCAGAACGGAGCCACCUGCAGAGACCUUGUCAACAGCUACGAGUGCAUGUGCCUUGCUGAGUACGAAGGAAGGCACUGUGAAUUAUACAAAGAUCCUUGUGUUAACAUCAACUGCCAGAACGGUGGCACUUGUGACAGUGAAGGUCUGAAUGCUACGUGCAUUUGUGCACCUGGAUAUGCAGGUGAAGACUGUGAAAUUGAUGUAAAUGACUGUGACAGCAACCCAUGUCACCAUGCUGGAACUUGCAUAGAUCAGCCUGGUGGUUACACCUGCCAUUGUCCUCAUGGAUGGGUCGGUGCAAACUGUGAAAUACAUCUGCAGUGGAAGUCUGGGCAUAUGGCAGAGAGCCUGACCAACAUGCCUCGUCACUCGCUGUACAUCAUCAUCGGGGCGCUGUGCGUGGCCUUCGUGCUGAUGCUGAUCAUCCUGAUCGUGGGCAUCUGCCGCAUCAGCCGCAUCGAGUACCAGGGCUCCUCCAGGCCAGCCUACGAGGAGUUCUACAACUGCAGGAGCAUCGACAGCGAGUUCAGCAGUGCCAUCGCCUCCAUCCGACACGCCAGGUUUGGCAAGAAAUCCCGACCUGCAAUGUAUGAUGCAACCCCCAUUGCUUAUGAAGAUUACAGCCCAGAUGACAAACCUUUGGUUACACUGAUUAAGACAAAAGAUUUGUAAUCUAGUGUAUCUUUUUUGGAUUAUUUUUCAAAAGGAUGGGCUACUAACCUAAUUUAAAUAUUUUUAAGAAGAAAGCAUAAGUAAUUUAAACCAUUAGAUGCUUCAGAAUUUUCUGUAGAAUAUUUAAGAACCAAUUUUCUGCAGCUUUAGUUUGGAAAAAUAUUUUAAAACAGAAUUUGUGAACUUCAUGAUUUACAUUUUAAUGUACCUUGAGCUCUAUAAAUUAUAAGCUUAUGAUAGUGUGUGCUUUUUUCUUGGUAGACACUAUUACUAAACCCAGAUGAGUUUCUUGUGGUUGUUACAGAACAGAAAACAAUAAUUAAUGAGGAGUUCUUUAUGAAAUGUCAGUGCCAGCUUUCUCAGUAGAGGUAGGAAAAAUGUGAAGCAUAAUAUGAUAUAUCAUAUAUCCAUUAAUUAAAAAAGUCUAAAAUGUUUGUGUUGUGAAAAAGAAACUAGUAAAAAUUAUUAUUCCUAAUCUGAAUGAAUUAGCUUUUGCCUUAUUCCAUGCAUGGAUAGAUAAGCUAUUCCUCCAUUAUUUCCUGAAAGUUGCUAAAACAUACUCUUGAGUUGAUGUUUGACAUUUUUGUAAUAGUUAUUCAGGCUAGGCCUUGUAUAAUAAUUAAAGUGCCUCUUGAGGCAAAGUAAGGGCAUGAUCCUUUAAACAUUGAAAUCAAUGAGAGAACUUCCAUUGAAUUCACUGGGUAUGGGAUUGGAUCCUACAAUUGGACUGAAUCUAUAUUUUUCUUUAAAGUUUUUUUAUAUUGUGAGUAAACUAAGCAUAUGGUUUGAAUUGUUUGUUUCCUAAAGGUUGUUGAUGUACAGUAUUGUUUCAUGAAAUAUUGUGUAUUUCUCAUAGUGCUUCUUAAUUAGGAUCAGUAUGGGGUUUUUGUGGCUGUAUUUGAUCGCUUAUGGGCGUCUUAAAUUCUUGCUUAUUUCAGAAAAUACUGAAUAAAAGUUAACCAGUGAAGAUUG
Molecule: messenger RNA, 3255 nt
Organism: Melospiza georgiana
Lineage: Eukaryota; Metazoa; Chordata; Aves; Passeriformes; Passerellidae
Gene: DNER
Product: delta/notch like EGF repeat containing
Exons: 13
Coding region: 106-2283 (725 amino acids)
Biological process (GO): establishment or maintenance of epithelial cell apical/basal polarity; heterophilic cell-cell adhesion
Cellular component (GO): plasma membrane; protein-containing complex
Molecular function (GO): calcium ion binding
Source: RefSeq, a predicted model, not a curated record